Molecule: messenger RNA, 720 nt
Organism: Uranotaenia lowii
Lineage: Eukaryota; Metazoa; Arthropoda; Insecta; Diptera; Culicidae
Product: 40S ribosomal protein S9-like
Exons: 2
Coding region: 1-720 (239 amino acids)
Biological process (GO): positive regulation of translational fidelity; translation
Cellular component (GO): cytosolic small ribosomal subunit
Molecular function (GO): structural constituent of ribosome; rRNA binding
Source: RefSeq, a predicted model, not a curated record
AUGGUAAACCACCGCAUUCCGUCGGUCUUCUCAAAGACCUAUGUGACGCCACGUUAUCCGUUUGCAAAGUCGCGCCUGGAUGCGGAAUUGAAAAUCAUCGGACAGCACAGUCUGCAUAACAAGCGCGAGGUAUGGCGCGUCAAGUACACGCUGACCAAGAUCCGUAAGGCGGCCGGAGAGUUGACGACCCUGGAAGAGAAGAACGACAAGCGUCUGUUCCAAGGUAACACCCUGGUUCGUCGGCUGAUCCGUAUCGGUGUGCUCGACGAGUCUCUCAUGAAGCUCGAUUAUGUGUUGGGUCCCAAAAUUGAAGAUUUCUUGGAACGCUUUCUGCAGACUCAAGUGUUCAAGCUAGGAUUGGUCAAGUCGUACCAUCACGUUCGUGUUCUGAUCCGCCAGCGUCACAUCCGUCCAGAACGCGUCAAGAGGAAAAACAUGCAGAAGGGUCGGGGAGGCAGCGGUGAAGCUGAAGAGGAAGAAGAGCUACAACUCAUUCUCAAUGCAUCUUACCGUACCAACACCAAACACUUCAGAGCAUUCCAUCUGUCGUUAGAGCUCACUCAACACGCCCCACUGAUCGACAACAACAAUUCUCUGAGUCACCACGAACCACAAAACACUCAAACACGCCUUUGCUCCCUGACCGAUAUACUACAAUCUACCAUCAAAACGUUCGUGGAUUGCAAACCAAAACAGCUGACUUUUACUUGGCGCUUUUGA